AUGCUCGCUCAAUAUCCGUUGGCCGAGCCAAUUACGCUUUCCCCUCAGAUGCCUCGCUCCAGCUCUGACAGCGACAAUCGAUACCAGCACCACCUCAGCUACGGCGGCAUAUUUUCAGCUCCGUCGAUGAGCUCCAAGUCCAGCGACUCGAGCUCGCGAUCGACGUCGCAAUCAUCCACUGCGCCAUGGACACCCUCGACGCCAGCUAUCUACCAGUCGCAAGCCCCGCUACUCCCCGCUCUACCGGUGGGCGAUCAACCUCUGCAAGACAACAAGGGCCUCGCAGACUACUAUCUGCAGUCGUUGCUACUCUUCCAAGGGAACUCUGCGCCAAACCACCUGGCCACACCCUCAGCUUCGUACAGUCAAAUCCACCAUGGCUCCUCAUCACCAUACACCGCCGAGUCCCAGACCAUGCCGAAUUCGCCCAUGCCUGCCACACCCACAACGCCGUUCCAGCCAUCAUACUUUGCCUGGCCUACGCUGCCCGACACGCCCGCAACUCAGCCUCAGUACAUCCAGCAGCAGGAGCCUUACUCCUCGCAAAGCAACCAUCACUAUCAGCAGCCGCAACAACAGCAGUCUGGCGUCGCCGGUCCAUCAAGGCUGCCAAAGUCAUACCACCAGCGCGCCACGUCUGACCCUGUCGCGUCACCCGCACCUCGUCCUUCUCGUAAUGCCGCAUACCAGACUCGGGUGCGCGAGCAGCGUCACGCCCUGCACGUCGUCCUCACGGAUGCAGCUGUAGCCUUCUGCCGUACCGAGCCCCGCAAUGCCGCCGACCUCGUCGCGUCACCAUCCCUCCUGGCAGGCAUCCAAUCGGCUAUGGACUGGCAAACGCAAGACGGAGGAUCUUCAGCGGCCGUGUCCGAGGAGCAAAAGAUGCGCUACAAGCAGCGUGAACGAUGCGCCGAGGUCAAGAACAUGUACAAGCUCAAGAUGGUCUGCCAACGCGCCGUCGAGUGGCAUCGGGAGCGCGGCAGCAGCGGCGGUGGGAUUGUGCGCCCUCAAGAUGAGGAAGCUUGGCAGAGAUUGCGCAAUGUCUUCAUUGCCUCCCAAAAGCUUUGGCCUCUUCUCCUCGCUGCCGAGAAGCGACUCGACUCGGCUGUUCUGGGUACAAAGGCCGUUGAGGACGGCUCGAGCAUUUUGACCGAGUGCUUGGGCCUCGUAUCGCCGCGCGCGUCAUAGAGAUUUCCGAGAAUACCGAUAGAUGGACCCUUGUUCGUAUCGUUUUGCCCCGUUCGUGUAAUUAUAGAGUAUUUGUACCGUUGUAUCGGAUCAAUCGUGUGAGACGUGGGGUCAAGGCAGGGACGUGAUGACGCUCGGACCCCUUCA
Jaminaea rosea is the source of this 1335-nucleotide messenger RNA. RefSeq lists its product as hypothetical. Bases 1 to 1188 code for a protein of 395 amino acids. The record is from RefSeq and is a predicted model, not a curated record. The transcript has a single exon. NCBI's taxonomy places the organism in Eukaryota, Fungi, Basidiomycota, Exobasidiomycetes, Microstromatales.